This is a messenger RNA of Spea bombifrons (plains spadefoot toad), 2000 nucleotides long. Its product is annotated as G-protein coupled receptor 22-like. Lineage: Eukaryota; Metazoa; Chordata; Amphibia; Anura; Pelobatidae. Gene Ontology annotation, biological process: G protein-coupled receptor signaling pathway. Gene Ontology annotation, molecular function: peptide binding; G protein-coupled receptor activity. Gene Ontology annotation, cellular component: membrane. The record is from RefSeq and is a predicted model, not a curated record. The coding region runs from base 472 to 1764 and encodes 430 amino acids. The transcript is spliced from 3 exons.
GAGGCUGCAGCAUUCACACUCACACACCUGCAGUAGCAAGGCAGGGGGCUGGAUCCCAGCAGAAGAGGGAAAUUGGAAGCCCCCACACACUGAAGCAAAGGAGACAAUCCAGCAAGGACACUCAUGUCACCAGCAUGCACUUAAGGGUCUCACCUCCGGGCAGCAGGCAGCAGGAGCCAGCAUGCAGCCCCCCAGUGCACCAAACUUCCUGCACAGCACCUCUCUAGGACAAGGGGGCUAGGUGCAGCAUCCCUGGGGUUUCACGAAUGAAGGCAGAUACUGAAGUCCAGAGAAAGUCUUUUGCACGUCAUCCGCCGGGGUUUCUGCUCCAUGCCGCCCCCAAUUGGCUGCCAGUAUUUGCCACGGGUGGGUUAGACUGAGCGGGCAACUCAAACACUAACUCCCUCAACGGAUUCAGGGGAACCCACGGAAGACAUUCCUAAUUUGUAGGACUAUGCAGACAACUUCAGGAUGGUGUCAGCCAAGGAGACAGAUAUGUACGACGCCAUCUUGGAAACUAACGAUGGAUCCAGCUCUGAUCCUGGUUGGUACUUCCCAUACCCAUUGGGCUUCCAGGUUUCCCUCACCAGCUUCCUCAUGCUGGAAAUUGUUCUGGGUUUUAGCAGCAACCUGACAGUGCUGGUACUCUACUGCAUGCAGUCAAACCUGGUGGAUUCGGUCAGCAACAUGGUGACGAUGAACCUCCAUGUUCUGGAUAUCAUUAUCUGUGUCAUCUGUGUGCCUUUGACCAUAGUCAUCAUUCUUAUCCCCAUAGAGCAAAACAUUGCCCUCGUGUGCUGCUUCCACGAGGCAUGCGUGACCUUCAGCAGCAUUGCAACAGCCAUUAACGUCCUUGUCAUAAGCUUAGAUCGCUAUGACAUCUCAGUUAGACCCGCUAACCGGGUGCUUACCCCUAGCAGAAUGGUGCUGCUCUUAUCCUGUGUCUGGUUCGUCUCUCUCAUGGUUUUCUUCAUACCGUUCUUUGAGGUAGAGUUUUUUGGGGACCCCGAUCACAUGGCUACUUGGCAGAACCGGACUUUGCUCUGCGUCAGCGUCAACGAGUAUCAUACAGAGCUGGGCAUGUACUACCAUCUGGUAAUCCAAAUUCCCAUCUUCUUUGCAGCAGUGGCAGUUAUGCUGGUCACCUACUCCAAAAUCCUCCAAGCCCUUAACAUUCGGAUCGGAAACCAUUUUAAGAGAAGCCAGCGCAGGAAAACCAAGAAACGGAAGAAACGGAAAUCCUCCGACCAAAGCACUCUGGGAGAGACCAAAAGAUUGGCUCCUCCCGCAGUAGUACAGAACCCGCCCAUGAGGGUCCAAGCGUCCGUCUCAGUCAUCAUUGCAUUGAGACGGGCUGUGAAACGUCACAGAGACCGUCGGGAACGUCAGAAACGUGUCUUCAGGAUGUCCCUCAUCAUCAUCACCACGUUCUUGCUGUGCUGGGCACCUAUCUCCAUUGUCAACCUCCUUAUCCUCUGCCUGGGUCCCAGCGACCUUCUGGUCAAACUACGCAUCUGUUUUAUCACCAUGGCCUAUGGCACAACCAUCUUCCACCCUCUCGUGUAUGCAUUUACCCGUCAGAAGUUCCGAAACGUUCUAAAGAACAAGAUGAAGAAGAGGGUGGUAUCAGUGCUGCAGGUAGACCCUGCUCCCGGGGGGACUGUUAUACACAACUCUUGGAUUGAGCCCAAAAAGGCUAGGAAGUCAAAGUUGGAAUGCAGUGACGGGACGGACCGGUGCCUCACGGAUGCAGUGAAGGAGUGACCCCUUCUUUGUCGGAGAUGAUCUAUUAUGGGCACACAACAUGGUUUAGGGAUAACAUUGGAUGCACUGUGCACAAUUUUUUUAAUUCUAAAUAUCCGCAAGCAAUGACCAUAAGCAGCGUAUAUUGUUGGUUAUAUUGAUUACUGAUAACAGAGUUCCAGUUAGAAUGCACUGCCACGUAACCGUCAUGACCAGGAUUGGCACACAUCCAUUCAUCCUGACCUGACUUGGAUAGU